AUGAAGAGUGUAACAGGAAGGUUAGAGAAUCCAGUAGCUGGUGUAGAAGAUAUCUUUAUAACUGUAUCUUUAGAUAGUCCACUCAUGUCUGACAAGAUAAAAAAAGAACUGAAUCCAAUGAUUAUUAAAAUACAUUCAGCAUCUGAUUUACCAGAUACACCUCUAUCUUAUACAGAAUUAAAAAACAAAUGUCAUCCAGCCUACUGUAAAUACAAAUUUUUUAAACAACCAGAACAUAUUAGUGUUGGAAAGGAACAUGAUAGAACAAUAUAUUGGGAUGAUACUAAUGUUGUUUUAUUGGGUCAUCUAGAGAAAUCUGAAUUACGUGAGUUUUUAAAUGGUCCAGCAUUAGAAAUUGAGGUACAUGAUAGGGACAGAAAGAACCAAGAAAUAAAAUUGAAACCAACAUUAUUUGGUGAUGAUUUAGAAGAUGAAAAGAUUAGUAAUGUUGGAACUGUAGCCAGUAGAAGAACAGUUCAUAAUCCAUUUCAUGGUAGAAACAAACCUUGGGACCCGUAUGGUGUAGCUAAAGUCAGUUUAUCAGAAUUAUUACUAGGUCAUCGUUAUUUACAUCUUAAAAUUCCCAUACAUAACUGUCAGUUACCUGAUGUAUUGGGUAAUAAUUAUAAUAAGAAUGGUCGUAUUGUAGUUGAGACACCAUUACCAGCAGGACACUAUUUACACCAUAAUAGUAUGUUAAAGAUUAAAAUAGAACUAGCUGUACCCUUAGCUACACCAGAUGAUAUUAAAGCUAAACAACAUCUAGAGACAACUUUCGAGUGUCCAUAUGGUCGUAUAGUUUAUAUAUUUAGCUACCAUAAUACAGCAAUAUUAAAUAACUUACAUAAAAUUAUCACCAAUAUUAAUGCUGAAGCUCUAGAAUUAAACAAUAUGCCACAACAUGUUAUCAAUGCUGCUUUAUCAACUUAUAAGUUAUCCUUGGAACAACAAGAAAGUCGUGAAUUAGAUAUAGUAACUGGAUUUCAAGUUAUGGAUGGAACUCAUCAUAUCUUUGUAUUGGAAGGGUUAAGAGAUAGAGCUAUCAAACAAAUCUGGAAUAACGUGAGAAAAGAAGAAAUUUCAGAUAUGAGGAUAUUGUAUAAUUCGGAUAUGAGCUUUAGUCACAGGCUAUACCGAGCGCUGGAUGUGGACAUAUGUCGAGUUAAAUUACAUGAAUCAUUAUCAAUAAUAGCACAACAAUCUUUAUUAUUUGUACGGGAUAUGGUACCUAAAUUAUGUUUUCACGCCUUAGUUAAACUGCAACAAUUAUCUAAUACUGAAAAGUUACGAGAUGCUACAAGGAAUGAUUUAUUUCCUACAGCUGAAAUGAUUAUCUCUAUGAGUAGGGAAUUUGGUGUUCCUUUCACUGCUGAAGAUUUUGAAGAAUUGCGGCCAGAAUCCCAGAUGAAGAAGACGCCACCAAAAGAUUUGAAGCCUAUAAGUGAACUGGGUACAAGUAGAAAUUGGACUCCUAUAGAUCAGUAUAAUCAUGAAUACAUUACAAUGUUAGCUCAGAAAGAAGGUAGACAACUCACAAUAGAUUUUAUACAGGAUAAUAAGGUCUCAGUGGAAAACCAAAGUAGAAGAAAUCGUAAAGAUAAGGAGAGAAAUCAAAGAUUGUCCAUUAGAGCUGAUGUAAAAACAGCUCAUAACUAUAGUUCUCAAACACUUAAUUCUACUGAUUUAGGCAAAGAAAAACUCAGGAAGGCUUUAUCAGCUUAUCCAGAUAAAAGGUAUACAUAUUGCCAAGAUUAUCAUUAUUCUAUGACUGUUGUCCCUGUUAACGUGGAGGAAUUAAAGAAGAUGGAGAAGGAAGAGUCCAAAUCAAGAUGGCAGACAGCUGGAGGCUGGAUAUAUCCUGGUAUGAAACCAGCUUUAGACAAUAAUCAACAUCCUCAACAGUUAAACAAUGCAAGAAGAUUGUCUUUAUCUCAACCAUGGAUUGAAAAUAUUCUUCAUGCCAAUGAAUUAAAAGCACCAUUAAAUAGAGGGAGAUAUCCAUGGGAUUAUCGAGGUUAUGAUUUGAAUCUAUAUCGUCGGCCAUUACCCUACUUUAAUCCUAAUGAUCCAAUAACCAUACAUCUGGCUGGUGACAAACUAUAUGAUGAAACUACUCGAAAUAAACAAGAAGAACAUGAUCUUUGGAGAUCCAAGAUUGUUGUGUCUGAAAUAAAUCCAAGAUUUCACCGUUGCUUGCCUGAAACAGAAAUGACAGAAGCUGGUUUCAAAUCCAGUAACCAGUUGGAUAGACUUCAAGGUCUUCUGAAAGAUACUCCAGAUAAAUAUUCCUUGUCUAAACCAGGACUUAUGAUUAAACCAACACCACCAUUGAACGUGGUACUCAAUCCUCUUGUUGAUUCUCAAGCUAGAUUGGAAGGGAAAGUUAUGGAGCCUGCUUGUCCUAAUGAACAUACAGAUUAUAAUCAAGGUUUUGUUUCUGGGCCAUUUGAACAUCGAAGUUUUAAAUUAGAUAGAAAUGUUAUUCCUGCCUUUAAUUAUAAUCAUAUGAAAUACAACAGAACAAAAGGAAGUGAUUUUAAGUAA
This is a messenger RNA of Lottia gigantea (owl limpet), 2544 nucleotides long. RefSeq lists its product as hypothetical. The record is from RefSeq and is a predicted model, not a curated record. The transcript has 13 exons. NCBI's taxonomy places the organism in Eukaryota, Metazoa, Mollusca, Gastropoda, Lottiidae. The coding region runs from base 1 to 2544 and encodes 847 amino acids.